Mesorhabditis belari is the source of this 2004-nucleotide messenger RNA. The record is from the annotation of a GenBank genome assembly. Lineage: Eukaryota; Metazoa; Nematoda; Chromadorea; Rhabditida; Rhabditidae.
AUGUCUCGUUGUGAAACGUGCCAAGUGGAUCUUCCCGAGGGUCCAGACGCAUUGGAAGUACACGAGAGUGGGAAGAAGCACAUCCGGGCGCACGAUGAUUUGGAGAAGUCCGUUGCCUUGUCCGAGCGCAGCGUGUUUCUGAGAAAUCGCGCGAAGCACUCGUUGAACAUUGAAGAACUCAAGAAUCAUUUUAAUCAGCUGGGUAAAGUAACUCGGGUUAUAUGGAAAGCCGACACGCCAGAUCAUGCAAUUUUCGAGUUUGAGGAGGCCAGUACUGCAAAGGAAGCCUUGGAGAUGAAACACAUUGAACUGAACCAAGAAACCGUGUCGAUUUUGCCUCGUCGAAUUGAAUUCAGUGUCUCAAGUACGCUCGACGCUGCAGCGCCUGAUUUUGACACAAUUUUUACGAAAGCUUCAUCGAUGACAUCUUUUGUUUCCCAAUUGGAUCUUUGCAUCAAUGAAGUUCAAAUGAAACAGAAAGAUGUGCAGGAACGAAACGAGAUUUGUGAACGCAUAGAGAAUGAGCUGGCCAAAUAUUUUGCGAAUUGCAAGGUGCAGUUAUUCGGUUCCUCCAUUACAAAUUUGGGGAUCACCAGCUCGGAUAUGGAUGCAACCGUAUGCUUUCAAGCAUUAUCAGACAGCGCGCCGAAUCUCGUAGCUUUGAGGGAUAAAUACACAAUGUUGACGGCCGAUCUUCACACAUUUCGCAAUCGACGCCUUUCACCGGAAGAGAUUCAUCGACUAAGCAGUGCAGAUCGUUGCCGUUUCGUUUGUAAAAUUCUGAACGAGAUCCGCAAAGAAGUCGGAUGGGUGAGUGGACAAAAGCCAGUACUUGACGCGAGAUGUCCUAUCGUUCGCUUUGUGGUUAACAGAAAAAUUCUUGUUGAUCUCUCUGUCGAUAACGAGCUUGGUUAUUCAAAGUCGGCUUAUCUUCGUGAUUUGCUCUUGCAUGAUGCGUCGGGAAAAUUGCGCCAACUCCUAUUGGGCUUCCGAAUUUGGGCAUUGUCAGCUGGUCUUUUCGAACCGCCACAGAGCCAACAUAAAGGACAAUUCAACGCUUACAUGUUAUACUUGAUGGCGAUCUAUUUUCUUCAAAAUGAAGGAUUGUUGCCUCGUUUUGAACACAGUGCUACGAGCAGAUAUGCGGCUGACUGGAGAAUCGAUUACAAAAUUGGCGCAUUCAACUUGGAAAACCAGGAUCUAGUUCAUCUUUUUCAAAGGUUGUUUGCUUUUUGGGUGCAAUUCGACGUCUCGAAUGUUGUUUCACUGCACACUACACCAACAUCAGUGACCGAGUACAAAAGCAAAGCACACGCCGACUUCAAAUAUGGGCAUUUGAAUCUUGAGGAUCCCAUUGAAAAAGCCCACAAUGUUUGCCAGAAUCUCUCGCAGAAAAUGUUCUCCAAAAUGCGCAGCCACAUGAUGCUGGGACUUGCUUCGCUUAAGAAAAAUAAAAAUUCAUUUGUGGCUCUUUGUACACAAAUGCGCCCCGAAAGUCGUCUCACAAACGAGGAAGAAGUGAAAGCUGAUGCAAAGUGUCAAAUUGAGCUGGGAAACAAGAGUUUGCAGGAGUUUUCAGAAGAGCUUUUAACGAUUUUUGAAGAAGUGUUGCAAAUGCAAAAGGACACCAACCCGACGGCAAAGCGAGUUCGAUUGGAAGAGGAGGGGAAUCACGAAUAUUUGUCUCUCGGACGUUUUGCCUUACCCAAUCAACUGUGGAUCGGCAGACGUGCGGUUAAGAAGCAAUUGGCUCGUGCACAACAUUUGAGUGGAUUAAAAUUGGAGAAAGAGGUUUCAAGAAUGCUUUUGAACAAAAAGCAAGCCUCGGACGCCACAUCUGUUCUCAUCGUUAAUGUCGCUCUUCAUUUGAUCAACGAGAAAUUUGUGAUUGGAUUUUCCCGGGAAGAAGGAAAUUCGAAUGACCUCACCGAUAUGGCUCACUUUUUACAGGUUCUGUUGCCAACUUUGUUAGCCGAUCCCAAUGUGGAAGAAAAGAUGGAAGAA